Helianthus annuus (common sunflower) is the source of this 741-nucleotide messenger RNA. RefSeq lists its product as uncharacterized. The transcript is spliced from 6 exons. The coding region runs from base 1 to 741 and encodes 246 amino acids. The record is from RefSeq and is a predicted model, not a curated record. NCBI's taxonomy places the organism in Eukaryota, Viridiplantae, Streptophyta, Magnoliopsida, Asterales, Asteraceae.
AUGUCAAUAUCAGUUGACAGUAAUAAUCUUAGUUUUGUUAACGAUGUGAAUCCUGGGAAGGAUAUGUGGAAUAUGAAGGCGAGAAUUAUUCGAAAAUGGAAUCAGGGUUACAAGAUGGAUCUCAUCUUCAUUGAUGAGAAGGGUGCUAAGAUUCAAGCAGGUAUUAAGAGUCAUCUGAUACCUGUUUUUGAUGGACAGUUUCAAGAAGAUGCUGUUGUGAUUCUGUCGAAAUUUGGUGUUAGUGAGAAUAAAGAUUUAGAUAAAGUAGUAGUGCAGCCUUAUAAAAUCAACUUUUAUAGAUGCAUAACUGUUACUCGUGUGAGAGAUUGGCAAGGUGUUGAGUAUGGUUUUAACUUUAGAGCUUAUGAAGAUAUUCUUCAAGGAGAGGCAUUAAAAGCUUUGAGUGUUGAUGUUGCUGGAUCUGUGAUUUGUUGUGGAGAUCUUGAAAUCUUUGAUCGACCUCCAAAGGAGACUAAGAAGAUGAAUUUCAAUAUUGAAGAUUUGGAGGGUAAGGUUUUGCGGUGUACUGUGUGGAAUGAUUAUGCUCUGCAGAUUAAGGACUUCAUUUCUAAAAUCCCACUUCAUGAGCAUGUGAUGGUUGUUAUACAACAUGGAAAGUGUAAGGAAUGGAAAGGUGAAUAUACUGUUCAAAGUGAUAAGUUUGCAACACGAAUUUUUCUGAAUGAAGAAAUUGAUGAAGUUGAUGAGCUAAGGAGGAGGCAUAUACUGAAGUUUGGAUAA